Messenger RNA from Wasmannia auropunctata (little fire ant), 1157 nucleotides. Its product is annotated as allergen Api m 6-like. The transcript is spliced from 2 exons. The record is from RefSeq and is a predicted model, not a curated record. Bases 105 to 428 code for a protein of 107 amino acids. NCBI's taxonomy places the organism in Eukaryota, Metazoa, Arthropoda, Insecta, Hymenoptera, Formicidae.
UAUAGCGUGCGCCCAGCGUUGGAUAGCUAUUGUAGCGAUAGAAUUAAAGUUGUCAACAUCGUGCGUCGUUUCUCGUACACGUUUUAAACUGCUGUGAAUACACGAUGAAAUUCUUGGUAUUUUUCAUUUUCGCCGUUCUCAUCGGCGUUCAUUGUUUCGACAAUUUGGACAGCGCGACUAUGGAGGAUAAAGACGAUCGUGAAGGUCGUUGGCAUCAGCAAUAUCAAAAGCAGGAAUGUUACGGAAAUUAUGAGGAGUUCAACUAUUGUCUCGCGGAACAAGCCUGUCAAAAGACAUGCAGGAAUGACGGCUGGAGAGACUCCUUAUUGCCACCGCCCUGCAAGAAGUGCGUUCCGGGCUGCAUCUGUCAGCGAGGUUACGUGCGGAACAGCGUUUUCGUGUGCGUCACCGAAGCCGAUUGUGAUUAAAUUCAUUUCUCCAGAGAUCUAACACUACAAACUAUAAAACGCAAAAUACAAGAUCGAAUAAGUCACGAAGAACACAAGGAAAAGAGCAAAUAAAGACGUCUGCCGCGCCGUAGCGAUUUAUGUUCUUUGAUCUUUUUAUUAGGAACUUCUUCAAAAGUCACUUGCUUAUGUAUCGUGUAAUUACACUUGAAUGUGGUUAUACAUCAUAUGUACAUAUAUAUAGAAUUGAAUGAUUCAAUGCAAAUAAAUCUUGUCAAUUUUCUAAAAUAAAAACGCGCGCGCGAUUACGAGAGAAUACCGCGAUAUAAUUUAAAAUGGAUAAAUUAUGCAUUCUUCAAACAUGUUUGCGCGCAUUGACGAUGAUGCACUUGCACUUGGAAGUCAAGAAGUAUUUUAUUGAACACCUAAAAUAAAGGAAGAAUGAUUUAUUAUGCAAAAAGCCGUCACAUCUAAGAUUUAAUUAUUGCCAUCGUCGCUGCUUUUCUGUGAUAUAGUCGCUUGUUUUCUAUCGCCUGUAGUCGAUCGACUGAUAUAAGAAUUGAUUAAGACUCAUAGUUUUAGUGUUGAUCUUUUUUUGUCGUAUGACAAUUUUUUAACGGUUAAAAAUUAUAUUUUUUAAAUAUUAUCUAAAUUUCUAAUGAUUUAAAAUAAGUCUAAUUUAAACGAAUUGUACUAAUUUAUUAACUACAUAGUUAUUAAUCAAACUACGUACAAUUAUGACUGUUAUAA